AUGAACAAGGACUGGCCCCCUCCCCCCGCCGCCUGGCUGAGCUCCUGCUGCAACCAGUCGGGGGUGCCUCCGGAGCCCCCGGAGGGCCCGCGCGCCGUGCAGGCGGCGGUGCUGGGCGUGCUGUCGCUGCUCGUGCUCUGCGGGGUCCUGUUCCUGGGCGGCGGCCUCCUGCUCCGCGCCCAGGGCGCGGUCCGCGGCGUGGGCUCCCGAGGCCCGGACUCCCGUGGGGGCUCGGGUACUCCGGGCCGUGCGCGGGGCCAGGCGGGGCCGGUCCGCGCUCAUGAGCCCGCUCCGCUGCAGAAGUGCCUGCGCCUGGACCCGGGCGCGCCCGUGUGGGCCGCCAAGCAGCGCGUGCUGUGCGCCCUCAACCACAGCCUCCAGGACGCGCUCAACUACGGGCUCUUCCAGCCGCCCUCCCGGGGCCGCGCCGGCAAGUUCCUGGACGAGGAGCGGCUCCUGCAGGAGUACCCGCCCAACCUGGACACGCCCCUGCCCUACCUGGAGUUUCGAUACAAGAGGCGAGUUUAUGCCCAGAACCUCAUUGAUGAUAAGCAGUUUGCAAAGCUUCACACAAAGGCGAACCUAAAGAAGUUCAUGGACUACAUCCAGCUGCACAGCACGGACAAGGUGGCCCGCCUGCUGGAUAAGGGGCUGGACCCCAAUUUCCACGAUCCUGACUCAGGAGAGUGUCCUUUGAGCCUUGCGGCGCAGCUGGACAAUGCCACGGACCUGCUGAAGGUGCUGAGGAACGGUGGUGCUCACUUGGACUUCCGCACUCGAGACGGGCUCACCGCCGUGCACUGUGCCACGCGCCAGCGGAAUGCAGCGGCUUUGACGACCCUACUGGACCUGGGCGCUUCACCUGACUACAAGGACAGCCGCGGCCUGACGCCCUUGUACCACAGUGCCCUGGGGGGCGGGGACGCCCUCUGCUGUGAGCUGCUCCUCCACGACCAUGCUCGGCUGGGGACCACCGAUGAGAACGGCUGGCAGGAGAUCCACCAGGCCUGCCGCUUUGGGCACGUGCAGCACCUGGAGCACCUGCUGUUCUACGGAGCCGACAUGGGGGCUCAGAACGCCUCGGGGAACACGGCCUUGCACAUCUGUGCCCUCUACAACCAGGAGAGCUGUGCUCGUGUCUUGCUUUUCCGUGGAGCCAACAAGGAUGUCCGCAAUUACAACAGUCAGACAGCCUUCCAGGUGGCCAUCAUCGCAGGGAACUUUGAGCUUGCUGAGGUCAUCAAGACCCACAAAGACUCAGAUGUUGUACCAUUCAGGGAAACCCCCAGCUAUGCGAAGCGGCGGCGGCUGGCUGGCCCCAGUGGCCUGGCCUCCCCUCGACCUCUGCAGCGCUCAGCCAGUGACAUCAACCUAAAGGGUGAGGUGCAGCCGGCAGCUUCUCCUGGACCCUCACUGCGAAGCCUCCCCCACCAACUGCUGCUCCAGCGGCUGCAGGAAGAGAAAGACCGGGACCGGGACGGUGACCAAGAGAAUGGCAUCGCUGGCCCCACAGCAGGCAGGGGCAGCCAGAGCAAGAUCAGUUACAGCGCCGUCCCCGGCCGCAAGUUCAUCGCUGUGAAGGCGCACAGCCCGCAGGGCGAGGGCGAGAUCCCGCUGCACCGCGGCGAGGCCGUGAAGGUGCUCAGCAUUGGGGAGGGCGGUUUCUGGGAGGGGACCGUGAAAGGCCGCACAGGCUGGUUCCCGGCUGACUGCGUGGAGGAGGUGCAGAUGAGACAGUAUGACACGCGGCACGAAACCCGGGAGGAUCGGACGAAGCGACUUUUCCGCCACUACACGGUGGGCUCCUAUGACAGCCUCACUUCACACAGCGAUUAUGUCAUUGACGACAAGGUGGCCAUCCUGCAGAAACGGGACCAUGAGGGCUUCGGUUUCGUGCUCCGGGGGGCCAAAGCAGAGACCCCCAUCGAGGAGUUCACGCCCACGCCGGCCUUCCCAGCUCUACAGUAUCUGGAGUCGGUGGAUGUGGAGGGCGUGGCCUGGAGGGCCGGGCUGCGCACGGGAGACUUCCUCAUUGAGGUGAAUGGGGUGAACGUGGUGAAGGUGGGACACAAGCAGGUGGUGGCUCUGAUCCGCCAGGGCGGGAACCGCCUCAUCAUGAAGGUUGUGUCGGUGACAAGGAAGCCAGAAGAAGAUGGGGCUCGGCGCAGAGCCCCACCACCCCCUAAGAGGGCCCCCAGCACCACGCUGACCCUGCGCUCCAAGUCCAUGACGGCUGAGCUUGAGGAACUUGCCUCCAUUCGGAGAAGGAAGGGGGAGAAACUGGACGAGAUUCUGGCGGCCGCUGCAGAGCCGACACUGAGACCAGACAUCGCGGAUGCCGACUCAAGAGCUGCCACUGUCAAACAGCGGCCCACUAGUCGGAGGAUCACCCCUGCUGAGAUCAGCUCAUUGUUUGAGCGCCAGGGCCUCCCAGGCCCAGAGAAGCUGCCGGGCUCCUUGCGGAAGGGGAUUCCACGGACCAAGUCUGUAGGAGAGGAUGAGAAGCUGGCGUCCCUGCUGGAGGGGCGCUUCCCGCGGAGCACGUCGAUGCAGGAUUCGGUGCGCGAGGGCCGCGGCAUCCCGCCCCCGCCGCAGACCGCGCCGCCGCCACCCCCCACUCCCUACUACUUCGAUUCGGGGCCGCCCCCCGCCUUCUCGCCGCCGCCUCCGCCGGGCCGCGGCUACGACACCGUGCGCUCCAGCUUCAAACCCGGCCUGGAGGCGCGCCUGGGCGCGGGGCCCACGGGCCUGUAUGAUGCUGGCGCGCCCUUGGGUCCGCUACCCUACCCUGAGAGGCAGAAGCGCGCGCGCUCCAUGAUCAUCCUGCAGGACUCGGCGCCUGAGGCGGGCGACGCCCCCCGGCCCCCGCCAGCGGCCACCCCGCCAGAGCGCCCCAAGCGCCGGCCGCGGCCGCCGGGCCCAGACAGUCCCUACGCCAACCUGGGCGCCUUCAGCGCCAGCCUCUUCGCGCCGUCCAAGCCUCAGCGCCGCAAGAGCCCGCUGGUGAAGCAGCUGCAGGUGGAGGAUGCUCAGGAGCGCGCGGCCCUGGCAGUGGGCAGCCCUGGUCCGGGCGGUGGCAGCUUUGCUCGCGAGCCCUCCCCAACACACCGCGGGCCUCGGCCGAGCGGCCUCGACUAUGGCCCUGGGGACGGCCCCGGGCUCGCGUUCGGUGGCCCGGGCCCCGGUAAGGACCGGCGGCUGGAGGAGCGGCGCCGUUCCACCGUGUUCCUGUCGGUGGGAGCCAUCGAGGGCAGCGCCCCCAGCGCGGACCUGCCCUCCCUGCAGCCCUCCCGCUCCAUCGACGAGCGCCUUCUGGGGGCUGGCGCCACCACUGGCCGCGACCUGCUGCUGCCCUCUCCUGUCUCUGCUCUGAAGCCAUUGGUCAGCGGCCCGAGCCUUGGGCCUUCGGGCUCCACCUUCAUCCAUCCACUCACCGGCAAACCCCUGGACCCCAGCUCGCCCCUGGCCCUUGCCCUGGCUGCCCGCGAGCGGGCUCUUGCCUCCCAGGCACCCUCCCGGUCGCCAACGCCUGUGCACAGCCCUGAUGCUGACCGCCCUGGGCCCCUGUUUGUGGACGUCCAGGCGCGUGACUCUGAGCGAGGGGCUUUGGCCUCUCCUGCCUUCUCUCCGAGGAGCCCAGCUUGGGUUCCUGUGCCUGCUCGCAGAGAGCCAGAGAAAGCUCCUCGGGAAGAGAGGAAGUCGCCUGAGGACAAGAAGUCCAUGAUCCUCAGCGUGCUGGACACGUCCCUGCAGCGGCCAGCAGGCCUUAUUGUCGUGCAUGCCACCAGCAACGGGCAGGAGCCCAGUGGGCUGGGGGCUGAAGAGGAGCACCCGGGCACCUCAGAGCUGGCCCCGGCCCCCACGCAGUCAGCAGUGGUGGCAGAGCCCCUGCCUAGCCCCCGGGCCCAGCCCCCUGGCAGCACCCCGACAGACUCUGGGCCAGGCCAGGGCAGCUCAGAGGAGGAGCCAGAGCUGGUAUUUGCUGUGAACCUGCCGCCCGCCCAGCUGUCCUCCAGUGACGAGGAGACCAGAGAGGAGCUGGCUCGCAUUGGUCUGGUGCCACCCCCCGAAGAGUUUGCCAACGGGGUCCUGCUGGCCACCCCACUUCCUGGCCCAGGUCCCUCGCCCACCACGGUGCCAGGUCCGGCCUCAGGGAAGCCGAGCAGCGAGCCACCCCCCGCCCCCGAAUCUGCCGCAGACUCAGGAGUGGAGGAGGCCGACACGCGCAGCUCUAGCGACCCACACCUGGAGACCACAAGCACUAUCUCCACGGUGUCCAGCAUGUCCACCCUGAGUUCUGAGAGUGGGGAACUCACCGACACUCACACCUCCUUCGCCGACGGACACACUUUUCUACUCGAGAAGCCGCCAGUGCCUCCCAAGCCCAAGCUCAAGUCCCCACUGGGGAAGGGGCCGGUGACCUUCAGGGACCCGCUGCUGAAGCAGUCCUCGGACAGCGAGCUCAUGGCCCAGCAGCACCAUGCCGCCUCUGCCGGGUUGACCUCUGCCGCCGGGCCUGCUCGCCCUCGCUACCUCUUCCAGAGAAGGUCCAAGCUGUGGGGGGACCCCGUGGAGAGCCGGGGGCUCCCCGGGCCCGAAGACGACAAACCAACUGUGAUCAGUGAGCUCAGCUCCCGCCUGCAGCAGCUGAACAAAGAUACACGCUCGCUGGGGGAGGAGCCUGCUGGCGGCCUGGGCGGCCUGCUGGACCCUGCCAAGAAGUCGCCCAUCGCAGCAGCUCGGCUCUUCAGCAGCCUCGGUGAGCUGAGCUCCAUCUCAGCACAGCGCAGCCCUGGGGGCCCGGGCGGCGGGGCCUCCUAUCCGGUGCGGCCCGGCGGCCGCUACCCCGUGGCGCGGCGCGCCCCGAGCCCAGUGAAGCCCGCGUCGCUGGAGCGGGUGGAGGGGCUGGGGGCGGGCGCGGGGGGCGCGGGGCGGCCCUUCGGCCUCACGCCUCCCACCAUCCUCAAGUCGUCCAGCCUCUCCAUCCCGCAUGAGCCAAAGGAGGUGCGCUUUGUGGUGCGCAGCGUGAGCGCGCGCAGCCGCUCACCCUCGCCGUCGCCGCUGCCCUCGCCAGCGCCUGGCCCCGGCCCCGGCCCCGGGGCCCCCGGCCCGCGCCGGCCCUUCCAGCAAAAGCCGCUGCAGCUCUGGAGCAAGUUCGACGUGGGCGACUGGCUGGAGAGCAUCCACUUGGGCGAGCACCGCGACCGCUUCGAGGACCACGAGAUCGAGGGCGCGCACCUGCCUGCACUCACCAAGGACGACUUCGUGGAGCUGGGUGUCACGCGCGUGGGCCACCGCAUGAACAUCGAGCGCGCGCUCAGGCAGCUGGACGGCAGCUGACGCACCACCCUCACCCACGCCCCGGCCGCGCCCUGCCGGCAGGGCCCCCCCACCUUCACCCCCGGGCCGCGGGCUCGGCCUGCCCCUCACAACGGCGCCCGGGCCAGGAAUGUUGCAUGAAUCGUCCUGUUUGCUGUUGCUCGGAGACUUGCCCUGUACAUUGCUUAGUGCCCUCCACGGCCGGCGAGCCCCACCCAGCACACGGUCAGGAAGGGCGCGGGCCAGGGAGGCUGGAGUGGGAGGGGAUUGGGGGUGGGGUGCUCCGGCCUGACCAUCCCCCGCACAGCUCCUGGUGGCUGCUCUCCCAGAGUGGGGGCGCCUAGUCCAGCAUGCGAGGUCAGGACACACCUUGGUGACUCGGGGGGUGGGGGGAGACAUUGGGGUUCUCGGUUGGGGGCCAAGGAGCCCCCCUGUUUUGCAUAUUUUAAUCCACUCUAUAUUUGGAACGAGAAAAGGAACAAAUAUCUCUGUCCUUAAUAGCUUCCCUUCCCUUCCCCUCCAGCCCCCCCACUGGUUCCGCUGCGGCUGCCCAGUCUUCCAUCUCUGGCCCCUCACUGCCACUGCCACCCCACAUGGGGCGGGGGACGCUCCAGCUGGCCUGGGGCUGGCCAGGGUCUCAGUAGCCCGCCCUGGGGCCCCGGCUCGGCCCCCUCCCCUCGCUGAGCUAUAGUGUGCCCCACCGACCCUUCAGGUGCUGCGUGGAGGAGGGGCGGCAAGCAGCCAAUCCUGCUGGGCACUAGCAAGGUCAGGUGGCCAGGGAGACCAUUGCCCUGGGGUGGGGUGGGGGGGCAGGGCCCUAGCACCCGCCCCCAGCCAUGUCCCUCACAGGGUCCCUCCCCAGGAGGGGUCUCAUCUCCCCACCAUGUUGGGCAACUACAGCAGGGAAGCUUCCCUGCCUCAGACCCCAAAGUCUCCUGUUCCCGCUGUGUGUGUGCGUGCACACGUGCGAGCGUGUGAAGCUCUGGGUGUGACUGAGUGCAUGGGAGCCCUGUGUGUGCCUGCUUGGAGAGUGGUCCCGAGGGGCCACUCUGGACUAGCGUGAGGGCUUCGGAAGCAUGCACAGGGUGCGUGCAUGGGUGUGUGCCUGUGAAAGCAGCCCGUCUCCACUUCCAAAGAAAGUCAGAGGCCAUCCUGCACCCUGGGACCUGCUGUUUGCCCAGCCUGCCCUUCCAGAGCCUCGUCUAGUCUGAGCGGGCUUCCUUGGUGAAGCUCUGCUGCUUGGGGAGGCCCCCACGGGCCCUUGGAGGCACUGCCCACACCCAUCGGGCUUCUGGGGGGAUCAUAAGGGGACCCCCUAGAGUCAGGCCACCACAAGCCCUGGGGAGAGGCAGAGACCCCAGAGGGCACCCCAGCCCCCCUUACUGUGACUCCUCACACUCAGCAAUGACCUGUGGGGUGGGGGGGCCCUGGGACGUUUUUAAACCUAGGGUUUGGAGUCUGGACUAAGCUCCAUCCACGUCACUCACAAGUUUCUGUUUAUAUUUCUAGCUUUUUUUAAUAAAAAAAAAAAAAAACAAAAGUUUUCACAGCCCAGGGGCCUGGCACGCCGGUCUGUGCCUGCCCGCCCCACCCCAGCCCACCGGCCCCAUUCCCUGGGCAGAGUCACACCCAGUAACCCCUUCACCAACAGACCAGGUCACACACACACACACAGCAGCAGUCACUGUAACAGACUGCCACACACACUCUCAGUUUCACACUCACCUGUGGGUUUUUGGUUCUGUUCAAUUUGGGUUUUUAACUUUACAGGGUCAGUUCCGCUUCACCCUUCCUUUUGUAUGGAGUUCCAUCCGGGGGCUUUCACCCCCUGCUCCAGUCCUGAGGCCUCCUGACCCUGACGUUGUGAUACACCCCACAGAGAUCUAUGUUUCUUAUAUUAUUAUU
Ceratotherium simum simum (southern white rhinoceros) is the source of this 7224-nucleotide messenger RNA. Lineage: Eukaryota; Metazoa; Chordata; Mammalia; Perissodactyla; Rhinocerotidae. The record is from RefSeq and is a predicted model, not a curated record.